GUAAUACAAUUCAUAGUACCUUGGCAGUUCCAGAAAGCCAAUCACUUAAAAAUUAUAAACCACUUGAGUCUGGUAGGUUAAACACUUUAAGAUGCUCACUGGGUGCAUUAAAGUUGAUCUUACUUAAUAAAAUAUCAAUGGUUGGAAAUGGUAUGUUUACAGUUCAGUUGAAAAACCAUUUAAAAGAUUUGAAAGGAAGCAAAGAAGAUUUUGGUGGCAUUGGCAUCAUUACACUAGGAGACUUGCUUCAACUUAAACCUGUCAUGGAUGGCUACAUUUUUACUGAUAUUCAGUGUUUAAGUUCUUAUAAUAUUCUUGCUCCUAAUUUAUGA
This is a messenger RNA of Paramuricea clavata, 332 nucleotides long. The record is from the annotation of a GenBank genome assembly. Lineage: Eukaryota; Metazoa; Cnidaria; Anthozoa; Malacalcyonacea; Plexauridae.